Gastrolobium bilobum is the source of this 2796-nucleotide messenger RNA. Its product is annotated as protein ACTIVITY OF BC1 COMPLEX KINASE 1, chloroplastic. Bases 112 to 2088 code for a protein of 658 amino acids. Gene Ontology annotation, molecular function: protein kinase activity; ATP binding. Gene Ontology annotation, biological process: protein phosphorylation. The record is from RefSeq and is a predicted model, not a curated record. NCBI's taxonomy places the organism in Eukaryota, Viridiplantae, Streptophyta, Magnoliopsida, Fabales, Fabaceae. The transcript has 14 exons.
UUAAUAUUCGAAGGAGUGGUUGGUUAUUCAGUUACUUGAUCUUCCAAGUCAUUUUCAAAAUGCUCCCAAUUUCAUUCUCAAUUUAGGGUUUUAGCUCAAUUCCGUACAUCCAUGGAGUUCAUCUGCGCGAACUACUUAUGCACUGUUCCUUCUUCGUUUCAACCGUUGUUGCUUCAGAGAAGCGGAGGAAGAGGCAAGAAGGCAUGGCGAGCUCGAAUUUCGAGUUCCGCAGCGACGGGAAGUUCUGCUUCAAACGGCAGCGUUUCGAGGGCCUUGAAGCAACCGAGCAAAUCGAGCAGUGCGCUGGAACAGCUUGACUUCGAGCGUGGCGUCUGCAUCCCUUUCCGCAAGUACUCUCCCGAGAUCGUGAGGAAUAAGGUAUUAGAAUCAAGAGGGGCUAUUUUGUCACUUAUGUUGCGGGGAGUGGAGAUAGUUUGGAGUCUGGGCUUCUACUGGUCUACCUUGAUGUAUGAUUUCCUAGUUGGAAGGGAUGAAGAGGUUGUUCCAUAUCGUGCCCGACAACUUAGGAACCUCUUGUGUGAUCUGGGGCCUUCCUUUAUUAAAGCUGGUCAGGUCCUUGCAAAUAGGCCAGAUAUCAUUAGAGAAGAUUAUAUGAAUGAACUAUGCAUUCUUCAAGAUGAUGUUCCUUCAUUUCCCAAUCAAAUUGCCUUCAGUAUCAUAGAGGAGGAACUGGGUCAGCCCCUUGAAGCUGUUUUCAGCAGAAUCUCAUCAAAGACAAUAGCAGCUGCAAGUUUAGGUCAAGUUUACCGGGCUACUUUACGUGCCACUGGCGAGGAUGUUGCUAUCAAGGUACAAAGGCCUGAGAUAGAGCCCAUAAUAUAUCGAGAUCUUUUCCUAUUCCGCACAUUGGCUUCAUUCUUAAAUGGCAUUAGUAUUCAGAAAUUAGGGUGUAAUGCUGAGCUGAUUGUUGAUGAAUUUGGUGAAAAGCUUUUGGAAGAGCUUGAUUAUACCUUGGAAGCACGCAAUCUUGAAGACUUUCUUGAGAAUUUUAAAAACGACCCAACUGUCAAAAUUCCUCGGGUUUACAAACAACUUUCUGGUCCACGUGUGUUAGUAAUGGAAUGGAUUGAUGGUAUUAGGUGCACCAAUCCCAAGGCGAUCAAAGAAGCUGGUAUUGAUGUAGAUGGGUUUCUAACAAUUGGUGUGAGUGCUGCCCUGCGACAAUUGUUGGAAUUCGGAUUAUUUCAUGGAGAUCCUCACCCUGGAAAUGUUUUUGCCAUGCGAGAUGGACGGAUUGCAUAUGUGGACUUCGGCAAUGUUGCUGUUCUUAGUCAGCAAAAUAAACAGAUUUUAACUGAUGCUGUUGUGCAUGCUGUGAAUGAGGACUAUGCUGAGAUGGCUAAUGAUUUCACCAGAUUAGGCUUCCUGACACCGGGGACCGAUGUCACUCCAAUAAUUCCUGCUUUAGAAGCAAUUUGGCAGAACUCUUCUGGAAAAGGACUGUCAGAUUUUAAUUUUCGUAGUGUCACUGGAAAGUUUAACCAGUUGGUUUACAAUUAUCCCAUUCGAAUCCCUGAAAGGUUUUCACUUGUAAUCCGUUCUUUGUUGACUCAAGAAGGCAUCUGUUUUACUCUGAAGCCUGACUUCAAAUUUCUUGAGGUUGCCUAUCCAUAUGUGGCUAAGCGAUUACUAACAGACCCAAAUCCAGCUCUACGUGAACGCCUCAUACAGGUUCUAUUCAAAGAUGGUCUUUUCCAGUGGAAACGGCUUGAAAACCUUAUUAUUCUUGCAAAGGAAAAUGUGGCCAAGAUGAGCAGCAAUCCAGCACUGCAAGUGAAAAACACGCAAAGCCUGAGAGACUUGAAAGUAGAAAAAAAAUUGGACCUCACGGACACAAUCAAAGACGGAGCUCGCCUUUUCUUUAUUGAUGAAGGAAUACGUAGACAGCUUCUUCUUGCUUUGACCGAGGACUCAAAGCUUCAUAUUGAAGAGCUUGUCGAUGUGUACAGGUUGGUUGAAGAUCAGAUAGACAUACCCUCAGUGGCUGUGGAAGUAGCUCGAGACUUUCCAACGGUUGUCAGGGAUCUCCUUCUUUCAUGGAGUGAGUCAGUUUUGUCUGAUAGAUAGCUAAAUCUUUGGACGACCUGCAUAGCAAAUACAGAUAUUGUUUCAGUCAGUAAGUAUACUUUACACAUAUCCUAUAUUUUCCCUUUUUCUUUUUAAUUGCAGAAGGUUUAUUAUAUAAAUUACUGCUGCCAACACUUUUGUAACACAAGGAAAUAACUACUACAUUUGUAUAGGGAAUUUUUUUUUGCUCAGUAAAUAUGAAAUUGUGGUUUCGAAAAGUUCAAAAAAUUCAUAUAAUCGUUCAGCUACCUUCAUUUUAUUUAUUGUACUUAUUAAUGUAACCUCACCUACUAGUUUAAGUUUUUGAGUUGAAUUAAUUCUUUACAUGGUAGAGAGCCUAGGUGUCACAGGUUUAAUCCUCAUUGCCCCCUAUUUGAUUAAUAAUUAAUUUAAUAUUGUAAAGUUUUUUAGCAUAGGUAGUGGGCCUGGUGCAUUAUUUAUCCUUCAAGUCUAUUGGUCUCUAUUUGAGGAGACGUGUUAGAGAUAUAUAAAAUAAAUCAGUAAUGUAACCUCAUUUAAUAGUUUAAGUUUUUGGAUUGAAUUACUUCUUUACAUCUAACUCAUUUAGUUAUGUAAACUUCUGUUUCUGCUCAUUGAUAGGUUACACGUCUGUAUUUUGUGAAAUCGCUAAUAAAAUCCUUUGGUUGAUCUUCUGUAUCACCUUCUGUUUAUCUGUUACAAACUGAAAAUUCACGUGACUAAUAUGUG